This is a messenger RNA of Ascochyta rabiei, 1872 nucleotides long. RefSeq names its product peptide transporter ptr2. Gene Ontology annotation, molecular function: dipeptide transmembrane transporter activity; tripeptide transmembrane transporter activity. Gene Ontology annotation, biological process: transmembrane transport; oligopeptide transport. The record is from RefSeq and is a predicted model, not a curated record. Gene Ontology annotation, cellular component: fungal-type vacuole; plasma membrane. Bases 1 to 1872 code for a protein of 623 amino acids. Lineage: Eukaryota; Fungi; Ascomycota; Dothideomycetes; Pleosporales; Didymellaceae. The transcript has 3 exons.
AUGGCUACCGCUCAGGAAACCCCUGCCCACCAGCUGCAGCGCGAGCAGGCUGAGGCCGAUCAUCACCCACACUUGAACGGAUUGUCGUUGACCAACGACAAUGUCGCUGGAGCUGGCAUCACCGAAAAGGACUUCGUAGAGAAGCCCAUGACCGCUAGCUCUAGUACCUCGGUCCGCGACAUCGAGAUUGACGAUGGUCUUGGCGGUGUCAAGCCCACAGCAGAUGAGCUCUUGACUCUGCGCAAGGUUGGCGAGCCUCUUCCUAAAUCCGCCUUCUUGGUCGCCAUUGUCGAACUUUGCGAGCGUUUCACCUACUACGGUGCCUCCGGUAUCUUCCAGAACUACAUCCAGCGUCCGCUCGAUGGAAGCGAGGGCCGUGGUGCGCUCGGCAUGGGACGCCAGGGUGCCACUGGUCUUUCCACCUUCUUCCAGUUCUGGUGCUAUGUCACGCCUAUUCUUGGUGCCGUCAUUGCUGAUCAGUACCUCGGAAAGUACAACACCAUCGUUGUCUUCUGUGGUGUUUACAUGGUCGGUCUUCUUAUCCUUACUCUCACAUCUAUCCCCGCAGCUCUGCAGGGAGGCGCUGGUCUUGGUGGUUUCAUCGCUGCCAUCAUUGUUAUUGGUCUUGGAACUGGAGGUAUCAAGUCCAACGUUGCUCCCCUGAUUGCCGACCAGUACAAGCGUCGUCAGAUGGUUAUUGGCACCGACAAGAAGACUGGCGAGCGUGUCAUCAUCGACCCUGCGAUCACCAUCUCCAGAAUCUACAUGAUCUUCUACUGGUGUAUUAACAUCGGCUCUCUGUCUCUGCUUGCGACUCCUUACAUGGAGCGCGACGUCGACUUCUGGUCCGCCUACCUGAUGUGCUUGUGCGUCUUCUUCAUCGGUGCACUCAUCCUCGUUCUUGGUCGCAAGGUCUACGUCGUCCGCCCGCCGCAGGGUUCCGUCAUCACCAACGCUUUCCGCGUGAUGGGUCAAAUGAUCAAGGGGCGCAAGAUGGAUGCCGCGAAGCCUUCCUACCAGGCCGCUCUUGGAAAGCAGCCCACCGCUCUCUGGGACGACCACUUUGUUGAGGAGGUCAAGCGUGCUCUCGUUGCCUGCAAGGUCUUCUGCUUCUACCCCAUCUACUGGGUUGUAUACGGCAACUUCUCCAACAACUUCGUCACCCAGGCUGGCCAGAUGUCCGGUCACGGCAUUCCCAACGAUUUGAUGCAGAACUUCGACCCUAUUGCCAUUAUUGUCUUCCUGCCUAUUAUGGAUCAGUUCUUCUUCCCUCUCCUCCGCAAGCACAAGAUCAACUUUCCUCCUAUCAACCGUAUCACCGCUGGUUUCUGGGUUGCUUCCCUCGCCAUGGUCUACGCCGCCGUUAUCCAGCACUACAUCUACAAGGCCGGUCCCUGUUACGGACAUCCGCUCUGCGCUGCUAGCGAGAUCGAUGGUGUUGCCCAGGGCAACAACAUCCACAUCGCUACUCAGACUGGUGCCUACAUGCUCAUUGGUAUCUCUGAGAUUUUCGCCUCCGUCACUGGUCUUGAGUACGCCUACACCAAGGCGCCGCCCAGCAUGAAGUCUUUCGUCCAGUCUAUGUACCUGCUCACCAACGCUUUCGGAUCUGCUAUCUCUGAGGCUCUCAACCCUCUUCUUUACGACCCUGCGAUCAUGUGGAUGUUCUGUGGUCUGGCUGUUGCUUCGUUCGUUGCCGGUGGCUUGAUCUGGAUUCUGUUCCACCACCUCAACGACGAGGAGGAUGCUAUGAACGCCCUUGACCAGGAUUACGACAAGGACCCUACCAUGCGCAGGAGCAGCAUCCACGGUGACCGCACUGUUGGCAUGCACUCCCAGCACGAAGAGGAGAAGGCCGCCACAUACGCUUAG